Molecule: messenger RNA, 2424 nt
Organism: Tetrapisispora phaffii CBS 4417
Lineage: Eukaryota; Fungi; Ascomycota; Saccharomycetes; Saccharomycetales; Saccharomycetaceae
Gene: MDM20
Product: Mdm20p
Exons: 1
Coding region: 1-2424 (807 amino acids)
Source: RefSeq, a predicted model, not a curated record
AUGUCAGAUAGAACUGAGAAAGAAAUCUUUGAGUUAAUUGAAAAGUCCAAUUUUAAACAAUGCAAUGUUAAGAUAGCCCUAUUGAGAAAACAGUUUCCUAAUUCUUCCUAUUAUGUAAUAUUGGAAUUAUUUGCCAAGUUCAAGCAGUCUCCAAAGAAAUUUAACUAUGAAACUGAAUUGAAUUCAAAAUAUGGUUUACAAGGCAAAGAGUAUGUCAAUGACAGAAAAGCUUUGAAUCUACUUCACACUUUAUUUAUAGAAUAUUCAAAGUUUGAAGAAGCAUUGAAUGUGUACGAGAAAGCGAUGUUUAAGUAUCCAAGUUUUCAACUUGCUAUGGAAUGGUUUGAUAAAUCUAUCAGCGAUGGCCAUUAUAAGUAUAUGGCAAAAGCUAGUCUGCAACUUUCAAAAUACGCUGUAGUAGGGAAAAACAGCACUUUAGAUAAACGUAACUACAGCAUUUGGUAUGCUAUUUCUGUCUUAGCUUUGUUUAGAUUUAAAAGAGAUACUCUUACUGCUACAGAAUUGAAACUAUUUCCAAUGUUGGCUUUUAAAAAUUUGGAGGAAAUCAAACCUUUUCAUAAUUCAGAAGAAUAUAUCAUCUACUGCAGUGUAUGUGAGGCAUUGUUUAUUGACCUUUGUAAUGAAAAUAAUGAAAAUAAUGAAAAAGCUCGUUUAAUUGUUAAUGAAAUAUUGCCAACGUUGUCUAGUGAAGUGAAUUUGAACUUAAAAAAAUUUAUUAUUAAAUAUUGUGCAAAGAUUGAAGACUAUGAACUUUUGUACAAAAGUUCUAAAAAAAUAUUAGAAAGCAUUGAUGACUAUUCAGUACUCAAGAGUUUUAUUAAAGCUAGUAAACAUAUUGGAAAAUCAAAUGAAGAAACUAAGAAAUUAAUUAUUGAUUUAUUAGGUCCUUCAAGAAAUGCAAGACUAGCAUAUUUAGAGUGUGAUGUAACAUUUACUGGGAAAAUCGAUAGGGACUCUGUAAUGUUUUACUUAGAAAAGUUCCAUCAUAAACAAUGCUGUGUCGUUGAUUUAAAUGCAUACAAAGAAUAUCUAGAAGUUGAAAGCGUAUUAAAUUACAUGUCUGAAUUGGAACCAAAGAACGAUAUUCAUGAUGUCAAUACCCUACAUUUUUCUAAUUUAACUUCCAAUGAAAGUUCAGAAAAAGCGAUCAACUUGUAUAAUUCACACAAACAUACUUUGAACAAGAAAAUGAAAACUGAUUAUUCGAUUUUAAGUACUUCUAUUAUAAAAUUAGUUGAAGAGAGUUUAUCAUCAAAUGGAAAAAAUCCAUCUUUGAAUGAUGUUUUAUUUUCCUUAUCACUAUUAGAAAAUUAUCAAACUAAGGACCCACACAACUUCGAUACGAAAACUUGGAUUAUUGCCCUGUACAUGCAUUUAGGAUGCGUUUCGCAAGCAUACUCUCAUUUUGCUGAUUUAAAGAUCAAAAAUGUCCAAAGUGAUAUUAUGCAUCAUUUAAUUUACACAAGGAUGUCAUCUUUGUUCCCUCAUAAAUCUCAUCCUUAUAUACAACAUUUUUUGACAGAGAAGGAGAACUUAUAUGAAAAAUCAUUACCAAGAUUAACAAAUUUCAUAAAGAUUUCUUUUGAGAGAGAAGCCUAUAGUAAAAUUAUGGGUAUGUUAGAUUUUAGAAACAGAUUGGUAUCUUCUAGUUUUAAGUGGUUGAGCGAUAUUGAAGAAACCCAAUUGGCAAGACUAACGAACAACAAGCGUGGUACUUUGAUACAAAAAAACCUGGAAUCAUGGAGGAAAAUUAACAUGAUAAAUGGAGCUUUCAAUUUUAGUGACAACAGAGAUUGGUCAAGAUUUGGAGAGUUUGUCAAAAAGGACAAUUUGCCAUACACUUUUCAAUAUUUAAAAUUUACUGACAUGUCAAUGAAGGUAAAUUUUAUCAAAGAAUUAAUGAUCUAUUAUCUUUCUUUGGGAGAAUCCAAUUCAACAUUAGAUAAUUUAAUCCAGGAAACGAUUCCUAGCGACAAGUUAGUAUUGUUAAAGGAACAUUUGACUCCAAUCGAGGCCUGGUCCUUUAAUAUUUUUUACGAUUUAUACAAAAAUGAAGGUUCAUCACUAAAUGACACGUUAGAGUAUAUACCUUCCAAAGAAGAGCUGUCAACCUGGAGGUUAUCAAAUUAUUAUAUUACGAAGUUAGCAACAUUAAAAACAUUAGAUAACAUGCAACAAAUUUCUGAUAAGAAGCUGAAAGAAUCAAUUAAGAAACAAUUACAAGAAUUAAGAGAAAACUGUGAUGAUUUAUACAAAUCAUACUCAAGCGAAAUUAUCUCUUCUUCAAGCGUUCUAAGUUCAACUCAGAAAAAAAUUCUAAAUUCUUUAGAUUACAAAGAACUGAAACCAGAGUUAAUUACAGACGGAAUAUUGAAAAUUCAGAAAGCAGUUAGAGAUUUAUAA